Molecule: messenger RNA, 7784 nt
Organism: Equus caballus (horse)
Lineage: Eukaryota; Metazoa; Chordata; Mammalia; Perissodactyla; Equidae
Gene: SOWAHB
Product: sosondowah ankyrin repeat domain family member B
Molecular function (GO): protein binding
Source: RefSeq, a predicted model, not a curated record
ACUUAACCAAUAAGCCACAAGGCCAGCCCCUGUAUAUCUCUUUCUAAGCAAUUUUAUCAUUGCCAGUGGCGUAAAUGAUCAUUUAUAUAUGCUAAUGUCACACAUUCUUGGAGCCUCAAACCUAUAUUGCCUUCUAGAUAUUUCUGUUUUUGUGGCCCAUAGGCACCUCAUACUUAAUAUGGCCCAGACUGAAUUUAUCAUCUUUCCCAUUUCCAACACUGACGUUUUAUUCUAUAUUUUCUGUCCAUGAGGAUGGUAACAACAAUCCAUCCGGUGACUCAGGCUAGAUGCUUGAGAGAAGCCAAGCUUGAUCCUCACCCCACGCUCCUCUGGCUCCAAACCCAGUCUAAUUUGCCCACUAAAUAUCUCUUCAGUACAUCUGUUCAUCUCCCUUUUCUGACACUGCUGAACUCAGACUUUUUGCAUCCCUUUUCUGGAUCAUCUCACCCCUUCUGGACUGUUCUCCCUGCUGGCGGCUUCAUCUCCCCACUCCACCUAAAGACUUGAUAUUUUUUCUUUGCCAUUGUUAUUCAUUUAUGUCUGCUUUUCUUUAGCGUCCUUUUCAAACUAAAAAGUAAUAUACUCUCAUUGUAAAAUAGCCAAAGAGUUUAUAAAACUAAAAAGUAGAAGUUAAAGCCACCCCUGACCCAGUCCACAAAUUUUACUCCCAAGCACACAAACACACUUUUUUUUUCUAAAAGUAGGAUCUUAUUAAACAUGACGUAUUUCUUCUACUUUAAGAGGCACUUUUUUUUCACAUUUUAACACUUCUGAAACCUAAAUGUAUCCUACAAUCAGUGGUGUCUCAGCUUUGGUUUAAUACACUAUUGUUCUGCAAUGCGCUCUUUCUACUCAUUAACGUGGUUCAGGAUUACAAGCCAGCACUUACCUCUAGGAUGAUCUUUCCAAAGUACAAAUGUGGUCAGGUCACUACCCUCCCAAAAGUCCUUCAAAGGCUCCCCUCUCCACUUCCUUCCCUGAUCCAGGCCCUUCAUCUUCUGACUCCCUGCUACUUUUGCAGUCUCAUUUCCAGCACAUCCCCACCCAUCUUCUUCCUUAAAGACAACUAGAUUUACAGUUAGUUCCCCAAAUGCGCUAUGCUGAGCCAGAGGGUGCUUUUCUCCUCUAACUCUUCCUCAGCUCCUCUACUCAAAGUCGCAUCUUACUGGAGAAUUGUCCCAAUCCCCCAAGGUGAGCCUGCGCUCUUCCUUCGUGUACCACCCAUCAACUUCCCCAGCAUCUGUGCACUUCUUGGUUCAAUCACUUAACACACGGUUUCAAGCCAUUUCUCUUGUCUGUUGCCCCCAAUAAAUAGUGAGUUCUCGAGCAUGCCAUCUUCUUUAUACCCAUUUCCAGUAGUGCCAGGGCAACACAGGAGGUCCAUAAAUAUUUUUGUAAACAAGGAACUGUGCACAAGGAAGGAUGCCAAAUGCUCCCUGAGUCCAGGCGAAGAGCAUUCUAAUUAACUGUCCUCUUAACCUGGGAUAAGUGCUAGAAAAAGGAGGCCAGAAGCUCUAGAUAACUACCUGCACCCCCUGAAAUCUAAAGCAAUUGGAUUUUUUCUUCUGUUUCCUUGGUUUCUAGUCCUCCAGACCUACUAAUUCCAGCCUCAACCCUCAAAGACAAUCCGAUUUCAACAAGCACAGCCUUGAUGACGGUUUCCUUUCUCCCUAGUCCUUUUCAGUGCUCCAAGUCCAAACCUCCAUCUAUAUCAUCACGCCCUCUUGCCGCAAGUCCUCUAUUUCGUAACCAGGAGUUUUGAAAAGUACCGAAGGGGGAUUCUUUCCACUUCCUUCUCUAAAACGCCCACUUGAGUUUCCCAUUUGAACUCCCUCCUGCCCUAGGUGUGGACACACCUCUCAGAGCCACCAAGACUCAACACCAGGAAAUAAACACAAAAGGAAGCUUUAGUUUAACACAAAACCUUUAUUUUAGUAACUACCCUAAAGGCUUGAAGUUAAUUUAGAGAUCUCUGUGGAAGCCAUUAUCCCCUCUCAACCCAGUGGUGGGGUUGGAUUCUAGAAAAUGCCAAAAAUAGACAAAAAUGUUUCCCAGUUCUUCUUUCUGACGUAGAUCAUUUAAAGCCAAGGAUUCUGAAUCAUUUAUGGAAAAGUACCAGGGUAUGUGGGGGAUUUAAAAUAAAGCUCAGCUAAUGUGGCCUAUGUGGCAGUCGCUAAGAUUGGUCCAUGCCAAAACAUGCUGACAACUGUAGGGCCAACAUACUUUCAAUACCCUCUCAUUGCAAAAAGGACAGGAACUCAUGAAACAACCAGAAAUAGUAAAGAAAAAAAAGAAAAAGUGGAAAGAUGCGGGAAAGACAGGAAAGGAGAGGGCAGAUGACAGGACAGGAGAAAAUAGAGACUUUAUAAUAGGAAAUAUAGCUGACAGAGGCUUUCAAAAACUAGGCCUAUUUUGUCACAGUUUGGGCUAAACAAUCACCUCACAACUGAAAGAAGACAGCUAAAGAAAGGAAUGGGGGAGGGCCUGGAGCCAGAUAGAUAAAUAGAUAAACCAAUGAAAAGUAUCUUGGGGAAGGAAAAAGGACUGAUAAGGAAACAGGAUCUCAACUCAAAGACCAGAGAAUUAUUAAAGAAAGGGCAGGAUCAAUGUGUGGACAGAUGAGAUGAAGGGGGAAGGCAGCUGUCAAAAAUGUGCUGUGAUUCUGCCGUUCAGAAGGCAGGUGAAAAAGACAACUCCAGGCUGCAACUGGACUGGGAAUUAGGAAGCUCUCAGCCCCUCAGGAGAGAAUGAGCGACCCGCGGCCGUUCUAACGGUCGGAGCAGUGUGGUCAGAGCAGGCCAGCCUGGAAUAUGCUCACCAUUUUAACGUGUGGAGGAAACCUUACAUUCGGAGAGAAAAGACAACUUCACCACUUAGCCUGCACAGAAGAGACUGUACAAAUCUGUUCACAAAUUUUAGAGUAAAUAAGAACAAAGUAACACUAGGCGCGAAAUACCUGAACUGAACAAAUAUCAAACUCUGAUUUUUCCUGCACCCUAGCAUGAGACUGUUAGGAAGGAAAAAGGCCGGAACCAACCUGCAACCUUCAGAGAGAUUUCUUUUUCUGGACAGAAUUCGGUGUGUUUGCACCCCUGGGAGUCGGUGCAGGAGGAGCCGCCCUGGCAGGAUCUUCAGAUCAAGAGAGGCUUGUUUUGGAUGCAGAAUGAGUUUCCCCGACCUCAAUACCACCUCAGGGGAUCUGAAAUCACUACCCCACAGCGUUAAUAAAGGCAUCUUUUGGAGAGACCGCAGGAUGCCGGUUAAUUUGCACUUUCUUCUCCACCUAUCCACUUCAGCCACAACUUAAGCAGCGAAAGGAGAGGGCAGGAGCAGAUCUUCUAUUGCUUUCGUUUCCUAUGUGGCCGAGACCCAAAGAAGCGGGCCGAUCGCCUACCUGCCUUCCGUUUCCCCGGCCAGGAGCGGCCGCGCGUCCUGCAGAGCGUUCGCUGCCGCCUCCCGCUUGCCCGCAACCUCACCUACAGACGCUCUCUGUGGUUCAGACCAGCCUGACUCAUCUGGGAUGGGUGGCAUGGGUGGGGGAGACCUCAGAGGGCGGAGGGACAGGAGGAGGCGGGCCGGGCCCUUCCCCCAGAGCCAGGGAGGAGGCGUCGCCAGGGCGCAGGUGAAACCGACUCCGACCUAUCCCGGGAACUUUCGCGGCCGGGACUAGCUGCUAGAGGCCCGCGUCGCGCAGGGGCGGUUUGGGAGCCGCCCUUUCCCACCCCGGCUGUGCGCAGGGGCUCAGCCCGGGGCGUCUGCCCGGGGUCCCGCGGCCCUCUCGGUGCGAUCGGGGGCUGCAAGCAGCGCUGGCUUCUGCGGCUGAUGGAGGCGGGUGGCUCCGCCUCGGGCGCAGGUGACACACACCAGGCCAGGGUUUCUGCUGGCCGGCGAGAGCGCAGGGAGGGCGAGACGCAGACACCCCGGGGGCAGGGGACGACAAGGCAGCGAUGGCCCGAGAGUUGAGCCAGGAGGCACUACUGGACUUUCUGUGUCAGGCCGGGGGCCGAGUAACCAACGCCGCCUUGCUGAGCCACUUCAAGAGCUUCCUCCGAGACCCCGACGCGCCCCCCGGCCAGCAGCAGCGCCGCCGCGAGCUCUUCAAGGGCUUCGUCAACUCAGUCGCCGCAGUGCGCCAGGACCCCGACGGCACCAAGUACGUCGUGCUCAAGAGGAGGUACAGGGACCUUUUGGGGGAGGAGGGACUGCAGCGACCCCGCGACCCGCCCGCAGCCGCCGCCCCUGCAGGGGGAGCGGCGCCCUGCUCCCCGCGAGGCGCGCGCCGGGGGGAGCCGCCGCCGCAGCAGCCCAGGCGGCGGCGGCGAGAGAAGGAACCGGAGGAGGAGCCAGCAGGUGCCGCAGCCCCGGCCGCGGCCGCAGGUUGCGAUGGACUCCCGGCCAGCGGCGCCCGGGAGGCGUCCCGGGGAGGCGGCGGGCGGAGGGGCAGCCCCGGCCCCAGAGCGCCAGUGCCCGCGGCGGCGGCGACAGUGACCCAGGCCGGCGCGAGGUGCGCGGCUGCGGAGACGCAGGGCCGCUGCUGCUGGGAAUGCCUCCAGAACGGCCUGGAGGGACUGCCGGGCGAGCCGCUGCCUGGCGCCCCCUCGGACCCCGCCGCCGCCAGGGAGAAGCAGGCGCGGGCUCCGCCUGCCCAGGCUGACCGCGGGGCUCCCAGGCAGCGGCGGGAGGGCGUGCCUGCUGAGCCCGCGCGGGUGCCCGCAGCGCCGCGCUCGCCUGCUGCAGCCGUCGAGGGUGCCGCCAGCGGGGCGUCCCCGUCUGCUCCCCCGUCCCGCCUCACUCCCCCCGAAGACCCGCCGGAGCUGGGGACGCCGAGCUCUCUGCGUUAUUCGACCCUGCAGCAGCAGCAGCAGCGCACUCGAGAAUGGGUGGCCAGACACCCCCAGAUUCCAGAAGCCCGGAAUCAGGGCCCCAUCCGAGCCUGGUCGGUGCUGCCGGACAACUUCCCUCAGCUAACCUCGGAGCUGGGCUUGUGGGUCCCGGAACCUAAUUCAGCGCCGCCGGAGCCCCCUCUUUCCUCGCCUUCUCUCUUUCCUGCUGCCGCGGAAUCCUGGCCCGGGAACUCCCCGUUGACAAUCUUUCGCAGCAUUCGUUGUCAGCUGUCCCUCCAAGAUCUGGAUGGCUUUGUGGACCAGGAGAGCCACAGCAGUGAGGAGAGCAGCGCUGGGCCCAAAGACUCCCCUGGAGGUUCUGAAGAGGGGCUGCAGGUUGCCCUGAGAACCCCCGAUUGGGGAAAGCUCAGGAAUCCAGCCGGGGGCCUGUCUCCAAAGGAGGGCAACCCCAGUAGGAGCCCUCAGGGCCUCAGAAACAGAGAGGCUGGCCACACCUCUGAGCAGGUCCCAACAGGGGCCAAUGGCCUUGCAGGCCACCCCCAAGAGCCUCUGCCUUGGCCAGCUCCCAAGAUAAGGAGAUCCCUCAGGAGGAGCUCCAGGGCAGGGAGAGCCAAAUUGUCCUCCUCGGAUGAGGAGUGUCUUGAGGAGGACUUGCUGAAAAGGAGUCGGCGCCCGCCACGGUCCAGGAAGCCCUCCAAGGCAGGAGCCGUGUCCAGCCCAAGGGUGGAUGCCGCUCUCAUGCUAAAACCUGCAGAUAUUAAGGUUGCUCUUGCUGAGCGGGGUCGGCCACACAGCUCAUGGGCCCCGGAUGGGGAGGGACCUGCAGCCUUGGUCCCGCAUAGACCUUCUGAGCACAAGUCAUCCCUGGUGCCCCUAGAUGCCAGGGAGCAUGAAUGGAUUGUGAAGCUUGCCAGUGGCUCUUGGAUUCAGGUGUUGACUUUAUUCUGGGAGGACCCCCAGCUGGCUUUGCACAAAGACUUCUUGACUGGAUACACUGCCUUGCACUGGAUAGCCAAACAUGGUGACCUCAGGGCCCUUCAGGACUUGGUUUCGGGUGCACAGAAAGCAGGGAUUGCUCUUGAUGUAAAUGUGAAGUCCGGUUGUGGGUAUACCCCUCUGCACCUUGCAGCCAUUCACGGCCACCAGGCAAUCAUCAAACUGCUAGUGGAAAGGUUGGCUUCUAGGGUGAAUAUCCGAGACAGCAGUGGGAAGAAGCCAUGGCAGUAUCUGACCAGUAAUACCUCUGGGGAAAUAUGGCAGCUGUUGGGAGCCCCUCGGGGCAAGCCCAUUUUUCCUGUCUAUCCCUUAGUCCGAAGCUCUUCCCCCACCAGGAAGGCGAAGAGCAGGGAAAUAUCUAGAAAUGUCACCCGAAAGACUUCCUUAGCUGCGCUACUCAAAAGUCAGCACAGCAAAUGGAAAUCUGCCAACCAGUAUGAGAAAUUCGCCACUCCGAGGGAAAGGGAAGAGUACAGUGACUGAGGUGGGCCCCUCUCUCCAACCUGCAGCCACCACGCCCCCAUCCUUGAGCUCUUCAGUGAGAGAAUUCAAGGGGAAUAGAAAAAUGACUGAGGAGUUGGUAAGGGGAGAGGUCGAGUGAGAUGUCUAGCUAGUGUUUACCUCCCUGGAUUUUAUGUCAGCACGUCCCGGCCCUCAGAGGUCAUCCAAGCUUUCUGACAGCUCUAGUCCUUGGGCCGGUGAAACCUAGACGAGAGACAGAGACAGGUGCUUCAAACCCAGCAGGUGUUCUUCCUCUCCCCUUGCCGCCACGAUCCGAUCCGGGCACAGUAAGCCACAUUGUUUUCUGAAGCAGCCAUCCCAGACCUUGGCUAGAGAGGGAACAGAUGUCUAACAAGAAGGGAGGCAAUUCGAGGAAUUGACAGAGCUCAAAUGAAAUCCUCUCUGGCUAGUAGCUCUCUGGCUUCUGUUCAUUUGGAGAAUGAAUCUUGGCUGAGAGUGGAAAGCACCAGGUUUGAAAUCAGAUGGCUCCUCUUCAUUUCUUUCUCUUUCUUUUCUGGCAUUCAAAUCAGUGAAAUAGAAUUUUUACUGGAGAGUAGAAGUUAAUUUAGCCCUGUCCUCGGGUCUUCCUUUGAAGGCAACCUAUGGUGGCUGAGGCGUGAAAUGAUUAGUGCCUCAUCUGGGUCUCUUCUUCACCAUCAGAGAAGCUAUUGGGUAAGAUCCAGUUAUGACUGACAAUCAGGCCCUGCUUUUUAAAAAUCACCCUAAGGGGAACUUUGUCCAAAUGUAAGAAUUAUGUGGCUCAUUUGCAUGGUGACUGAAACCAUCUUUCACAGAAACGCCCUGGGUAACAAAGAGCAGAAUUAGCAUCAGUAGUCUUCAAUAGCUUUGAAUGACCAAUGUUCAUACUCGUGAAAAGAGAGAAAUGAUUUUGCUCUGGGGAAGCAGUAAGGGUUAAGAGGUGAAGGCCUCCCCACCAGGAAUUUUCUAAGCUGCUAAAUAUAAUUUUGUUUGCACUAAACGUGUUGCCAAUUAAGAUUAAAUCUUAGCCUUAAGUGCUACAUAUCUAACUGGAAGUGCUUCUUUUAAUUGCUUGGGACAGGACUAAUCUUCGUGGGUCCCUGGAAUGAGAGAAUGGCUGGUCUAUAAACUGCAGUAGAACAUCGAAUUUCAGAAUGUAAAUUCAGAAAGGGCUGAAAAAUAUCCAAGUGGAAAUUGUUCAUUUUUUGUGGAAAUGUUUUCAUGUGCUGUGGCAAUGAUGCUGUAUUUUAAAAGGAUUUUUGUGUUUCACUUGGUUAUUUUCUUCCAUUAAAAUAUCAACAGAUCUUUAUAAUUUAUUGUACUUAGGCUGAUUACUGUGAACUUUCUUCUUUACAAAAUUGUGUCUCAGUGAGCGUCAAGGAUUUUUAUUUCUUUGUGGUUUUACUUUGUAAUUUUGUUGAAAUAAACAUAUCUCUGUUCUAUUAGAAAACAAAACAAAAAAAA